AUGUCGAAACCAACGUAUAACAUCGCCAUGGUCAGCGACUUCUUCUUCCCUGCGCCAGGAGGAGUCGAGAGUCACAUCUACCAGCUGUCACAGCGGCUGAUUGACCGAGGCCACAAGGUGGUGGUCAUCACCCACGCCUACAAGGACCGCACAGGGGUUCGCUACCUUACGAAUGGCCUCAAGGUCUACUACGUACCGUUCUGGGUCAUCUAUCGCGCUGCCACCCUGCCCACCGUGUUUUCCUUCUUCCCCAUGUUCCGAAACAUCAUCAUACGAGAGCAGAUCGACAUCGUGCACGGCCAUGGCUCUCUCAGCAGUCUGUGUUGGGAGGCUACACUGCAUGCCCGGACCAUGGGCAUCCGCACCGUCUUCACAGACCACUCCCUGUUUGGCUUUGCGGAUGCUGCCAGUAUCCUCACCAACAAGCUGCUCAAGUUCACUCUCAGUGAUGUUGAUCAUGUCAUAUGUGUGAGCAAUACAAGCAAGGAGAACACAGUUCUCCGUGCCUCCCUUGACCCCCUGAUGGUCUCUGUCAUCCCGAAUGCUGUCGUGGCAGACAACUUCAGACCUCUUGAUCACUCGUCCGAAGGUCCUGGGAAUGGUAAUUACACUAUUGAUCACUAUCCCGUCCCGGCUCAUCGGCUGCGGCCGCACGACACAGUCACCAUUGUUGUCAUCUCACGUCUGUUCUAUAACAAGGGGACCGACCUCCUCGUGGCUGCCAUUCCUCGCAUACUCGAGAACCACCCUAAUACACGGUUUAUCAUCGCCGGCGACGGACCCAAGGCUAUCGAUCUCGACCAGAUGAUCGAGCAGAAUGUCCUCCAGGACCGUGUGGAAAUGCUCGGCUCCGUCCGGCACGAGGAGGUCCGCGAUGUCAUGGUCAGGGGCCAUAUCUAUCUGCACCCUUCCCUCACCGAGGCUUUCGGCACCGUCAUUGUCGAAGCGGCCAGCUGCGGACUGUACGUCGUCUGCACCCAGGUCGGUGGUAUCCCUGAGGUAUUACCAGGGUACAUGACACAAUUCGCCAAGCCGGAGGAGGAUGACAUUGUUGCCGCCACGGGCAAGGCCAUUGCCGACAUCCGGGCCAACAAAGUACGCACAGAGCGGUUCCAUGACGAGAUCAAGAAGAUGUACUCUUGGACCGACAUCGCCAAGCGCACCGAGAGGGUCUACAAGGGCAUCUCGGGCGACAUUGACGAGUCCGAGUUCUACAAUGCGGCGAGCAUGGGCGCCACGGCCACCAGGGGCAGAGGCGGCGUCCAGAGGGACUUUGCGCUGAUCGAUCGACUCAAGCGCUACUACGGCUGCGGCAUCUGGGCUGGCAAGCUGUUCUGUCUGUGCGUUGUCAUUGAUUAUAUCUUUUUUCUUUUCCUCGAGUGGGUUGCACCCAGGGAGGACAUUGAUAUUGCUGCCGAGUGGCCCCGAAAGAUUCUGGUCGAGGACUCGAAGGAGAAGCCGAGGAAAGGUCGAUGA
Messenger RNA from Cryphonectria parasitica EP155, 1476 nucleotides. RefSeq names its product family 4 glycosyltransferase. The record is from RefSeq and is a predicted model, not a curated record. The coding region runs from base 1 to 1476 and encodes 491 amino acids. Gene Ontology annotation, biological process: GPI anchor biosynthetic process. Gene Ontology annotation, cellular component: glycosylphosphatidylinositol-N-acetylglucosaminyltransferase (GPI-GnT) complex. Lineage: Eukaryota; Fungi; Ascomycota; Sordariomycetes; Diaporthales; Cryphonectriaceae. Gene Ontology annotation, molecular function: phosphatidylinositol N-acetylglucosaminyltransferase activity. The transcript has 2 exons.